GGCGGGGUCAUGGUGCUGAGGUUUCUUCCUGUGAGCUAAAGGAAACGGACUGAAGGAUUUUCCCAUUAACCCAGCAGCAGCCUUAUUGUACGCACACAGUGUGUAUAUAAAGCUUUGACAUGGAGCCGGACACAUUGACAACUCUACAGGAUCAAGAUGAAGAGAUCCGUCAGUCUGCACAUCAUGCUUUCAGUGAGCUCACUGCUCAUCUUCAACCACCACCCUUCAUCCUCAUCCUCUUCCUCCUCCUCCUCUUCCUCUGCUGCUGACGGGAGGUCCAGCAAGUGCAUCGACCUGCGCCAGGUGAACAGGACGGUGAGCAGGCUUCAGAGGUACUGGGAGUACUGGAACGAACUGUGGCUCCCAAAAAACCUGCAAGACACGCGGACGUGCGCGCAGGUGGCCAAGGACAUGCGCGGAGAGCUGAGUAACCGCUCGCUGUCCCCGUGGAGGUACAGACUGGACCGAGAGGAAAACAGGGAUCCUCACGAGAUCCUGUUUGCCGUGUGUCUCUGUGAAGGCUGCAUCAUCAACCAGCGUGAAGACAUGAGCUACAACUCUGUGCCUGUGUUCGCUCCGCUGACGGUCCUGAGAAGAACUCUGUGUCCAAAUGACCCAAACAAAUACGAGGUGAAAAAGGUUUUUAUUGAAAUCCCUGUGGCCUGCACGUGUGCUGUGCCAAAGUACGCUGAAUGAUCAAAGAAACUAUCGUAAUCACAUUGGUGCUGAUUCUCUAUUAACCAAGUUAACCAAAAACUAAAUAUUCCCUCCUGCAGCUGGGGGUUAAAUCUAUUUCAAUGUGAUCUCUGAAGGUGUCACUAGUUAUUUUUGUUUGUGGGAAAUGUUUUCUCAUAAUUGACUAAUUUGACGGUGUUUUGUGUCAGUUUGAGCCAAAGUGAAACCACAACUUCUGAUGUCACGUUAGUAGCCCUCAGUAGCUCUGAGGACGACGGUUUAAGGCCCCGAUCAGAGAGUCAGUGUUUUGCAGGUUGUAAAACACAAGGUGCACCGCACUGCCUUUUUGGUUGAAUCCUGCCCUGAUCAGACGGAGCGCUUUCUGCAGCUUGCUGCGUCUUUUUUAUGUAAUAAUAAUAAUAAUACAUUUUAUUCAGACAGCGCUUUUACAGCUCUCAAAGAUGCUUUACAUUUAAAACCAAAGAAAAGAAGUAUACAUAUAAGUGCAAAGAGAUAAACAGAAGACAAGGACGAUAUACAACA
Messenger RNA from Epinephelus lanceolatus (giant grouper), 1218 nucleotides. Its product is annotated as interleukin-25-like. Gene Ontology annotation, molecular function: cytokine activity. NCBI's taxonomy places the organism in Eukaryota, Metazoa, Chordata, Actinopteri, Perciformes, Serranidae. The record is from RefSeq and is a predicted model, not a curated record. Gene Ontology annotation, cellular component: extracellular region.